Molecule: messenger RNA, 3274 nt
Organism: Heteronotia binoei (common prickly gecko)
Lineage: Eukaryota; Metazoa; Chordata; Lepidosauria; Squamata; Gekkonidae
Product: GDNF-inducible zinc finger protein 1-like
Exons: 7
Coding region: 122-2902 (926 amino acids)
Cellular component (GO): nucleus
Molecular function (GO): protein binding
Source: RefSeq, a predicted model, not a curated record
GCUCCAUGACGUAGCUGAGGCGGGACGGCAGGUGAGCUGCGGGGCUGUGACGCCUGCCGGUGACCAAACCUCGCAGGUGCUUCGUUGCCAAGGCAACCCCUCGGGCGUCACCACGAAGAAGAUGGAGAAGGAAAAAGUCACAAUGAAAUCCACUGUUGCUGCUUCCAAUCUUCUGAGAGCACUCCAUUCUCUCUAUCAGUUCGGUCACUUCUGUGAUGUGACCAUUCUCACAGACUGUUCUGGAAGCCAAGAGGUCUUUUUUGUUCACAAAGCUGUACUAGCAGCUUCCAGCAACUACUUUAAAAGUUUGUUCCUCAAAGAUGAGACAUUGAAUUCCAAAAAUUGUAGUGUGAUGCUCCAGGAUGUUCGCACUGAAGAAUUUGUUGCCUUUCUAAAGUUUGUCUACACGACAGAAAUAGAGAUUGAAGUGGACAAACUACACCAGAUGAAGGCAGUCGCCAAAAGAUUGGAAUGCAGUGAUCUGCUUGAUGCCUUGGAAGAAGUAAAGGCUGGGGGCCAAAAGGAGUCAGGUUUGAGUGUUCAUCCUGAAAGAUCUCUGUGGAGUCAGGUGGAGCAAAAAGGGGACCAGGAACAGAGGAAUUCAUCCAACAUUUUGGCAACACCUACAAAGAGAAACCUUUGGGACAGAAAGAACUGUGUAAAAGUAUCAACCAGCUAUGACUUCCCUGAAAGUAAAUGUGAACAUUUGAACAAAGAUGAGAUAGGUCUUGGUGUACCUAAAGAUGAAAACGCAGCAUCUCCUGGACAUUACAAAGGAGAGAAACCCAAGGCUUUUGACGCAGGCAGUGUCACCCAGGAAGAGGAUAAACUUCUAAAUCAGGUGGACUUAACCUACAUAAUGAGCAAGGUGCUUCCUGGACAGGAAGAGGAUGAAAACAAUUUGAUUCCUAGUGGAACUAAGCUUAGAAAAUUGCCAAACAGCAUAUCCAAAGUGCUGCCACAACUGUACAUGUGUGACACAUGUGACCGCUCCUUCCGCUUCGCCAAGCAGUACCAGUCACACAUUGAACUGGAGCAUGGCCUGAAUCUGGCCAUUAAGUACAGCUGCCACAUGUGUGACCAGCUCUUUGCCAGCUGCCAAAACCUGAAACAGCACAGGCUCACCAUUCAUGGUGGUGAGCAAUGCUUCCCCUGCUUGCUGUGUGACAAAAAAUUUCAGUGCCAAAAAGACAUCAAUGACCACGUCCGGAGAGUGCAUGAAAAGAAGCCUAACCCUCAAAGAUGCCCCUAUUGUGACAAGGUUAUCAGCUCCAAAUGCGGCCUGACAGUUCACAUUCGGACACACACGGGAGAGAAGCCUUAUAAAUGUGGAUGUUGCCCGGCAAGCUUUGCUCAGAGGUCCACAUUUAAUACUCAUGUCAGAAAAAUACAUGAAUCAGGGCAAGAUUGUAAACUCCUGCCAGGUUGCUGGAUGGUAAUGCCACCAGCAGACAGGUUGGACGCGGCAGAUGGUAAAUUUGACAGUACUAAGAAAGCAUGUGUCAAAAUACCAAACACUGACCUGCAAAGAGAAUCCAAAGGUGAAAAAACCUGGGGGCUUGAGAAAGAGUCAAGGAGUUCUGCAAUAGAAGCAGAGUCUUGUGAUCAAGAGGACAGGCGGGGUCAACGUGAUGCAUCUGGCGCUGAAAGGGGAAAUGCUCUGAUGGCUUUCGAAGGAGAAGAGGGAGGAUAUCGUGAAACAGGAGUGCAUGACAAUAGAGAUCACGAGGCUCUCUCUUUAGGUGAUGACAAUGAUUGCUUCAAUGACCACCAGGCGGAAGAAGAAAAUGAAUUGGAUGACAAACACAAAGGGAGGACAGGCAAUAAAAACAAGGUGACAAAGAGAUCAGCCUAUGUUAUCACAUGCCAUGAAUGUGCUGAGACAUUUGCAUCGCGUAAAAAAUAUGUUGACCAUUGCAAAGAUGUCCAUCAUGCUUUGCCAGGGAAAGCAUAUCAGUGUGACAUUUGCAGCAAGUCCUUUGCCAGCUACAACAGCUGGAAGGAGCACCGAGCAUGUGUCCAUACGGAAGACAGGCAGUUUGCCUGCAUGCUCUGCAAUGCCACCUUUAAGAGAAAGAGGGACGUGAGGACACACUGUAUGCGGAAGCAUGAGGGGCGAGUGAAGCGUCCCCUGUGCUCUGUCUGCGGGAAGAUCUUGAGUUCGAGGACAGCCCUGGUAUUUCACAUGCGAACCCACACUGGGGAGAAACCAUACCAGUGUGGCAUUUGCUGUUCAAGAUUUGCUCAGCCAUCACAGCUGAAGAUUCAUACCAGGUCCCAUACAGGGGAGAAGCCAUAUAUUUGUGAGGACUGUGGAGCGUGUUUUGCAGACAAAGGCAAGCUGAAUGGUCACAAGAGGACACACACAGGAGAACGUCUUUUUAAAUGUGAUGUGUGCGGAAAACAUUUUGCCACCAAUGAAUACUUAAAAUGCCACAAGCGCUGCCACAUGGGAGCCAAGCCAUUUAAGUGUGACGUCUGUGGGAAAACAUUUGGACUGAGGGCCUCCUUAGCCCAACACAGCAAUGUUCAUGCAGAGACACCUCCUUAUUUCUGUGAGCAGUGUGGGAAGACCUUCACUCAGCAAGGAGCCCUGAGGCGUCACCAGCGAAUUCACACUGGAGAAAAGCCAUACAAGUGCAGGGCUUGCGAGAGAACCUUCACUGACAUGUCCACCUUGAGGAGGCAUGUUCUGGUCCAUGAUCGGAAUGCUCAUUGGAGAAGUUUCUUAAUAGAUCUUACUAUCAAAAAGGAUCAUAAUUGGUCCAAAAUAGAGACUUUGUCUAAUAUCUGCAUGGGGGAGGACUCCAGUUCACAUACCGUAUCAAUGUUGGCUGGGAGGUCAAGGUGGAGUGACAAGACUUUGCCCACAAAAAAAAGCUUGCAAAAGUCUCACAGCUGAUGGCCGGAUUCCUAACAUUUGGGGUUCUCAGUGAGAGAGGUUAAAGAUCUGAUUAUCCCAAACAAUUGUGCUGGGUGAGAGCUAGCAAAUGUGUGAGAGGCUGACAGAUCGCACCCAAAGAGUGCUUGUGAAUGGUUGCUCAUACCCUUGGAGAGAAGUGGCAAGUGGAGCGCCUCAAGGAUUUGUUGUGAAACCUGUUUUGUUCAACAUUUUUAUAAAUAAUGUGGAUGAAGCAAUAGAGAGAAUGCUUAUUAAAUUUGCAGAUGAUAUUAAAUCAAGAGGGGUUGCAAAUACAGUAGGGACACGAUACAGGAUGAUCUUGACGGGCUGGAAAACUGGGCUGUAACUAAUAAAAUAAUUUUAACGGAUAAA